Molecule: messenger RNA, 3104 nt
Organism: Oncorhynchus kisutch (coho salmon)
Lineage: Eukaryota; Metazoa; Chordata; Actinopteri; Salmoniformes; Salmonidae
Product: insulin-like growth factor-binding protein 5
Exons: 4
Coding region: 544-1353 (269 amino acids)
Biological process (GO): regulation of insulin-like growth factor receptor signaling pathway
Cellular component (GO): extracellular region
Molecular function (GO): insulin-like growth factor II binding; insulin-like growth factor I binding; fibronectin binding
Source: RefSeq, a predicted model, not a curated record
GUACAAUCAACAGUACCGCACGGAGUUGACAAGUGCGCCCUCCCCCAUCAACGUCGUUUGACAUAUAGCCAUCGUUACAAGAUUCGCCUCUGGCAGUUUUUAAAAAGGCAAGCUCAAAGCCACAUAUUAUACUGUAUGUGCAGAAAACGUGCGGGGAGGACAGCCUACAGAGAUUGGUUCUUCUACAAGACAAUCCCUGCUUUCUUCUUCAUUUGGAGACAAUUGAUGUGCAUGCGUAAAACGACAAUUGAAAGCCCAAAAGGAGAAGACUCGGGUUAUUUCGCGGUGGACAAUCUAAACUCGAAUAUAAAUGGACAUUUGACACAAAAAGACAGAGUGGGUGAAGAGUGGAACCUUAGCAUUUGAUACAGUGAUUGAGGGACUUUUACGCACGCAGGCAGUGGCCACCUGUGGAUGGUGAUUCUUUCAAGGACUUUUGCCCCAAAACCUCAAUGAUCGAAAACAUUGCAAGCGUUCCAUGCAGUACACAUAGUAGUUAAUUAUAGUUGUUUUAUGUUUGUAAUCGUUUUAAUUUGAAACAAUAUGCUGAUUCGUUUUUCACUCCUGGCAACGCUUCUCCUAAGCGAGUCGGGUUGUUUGGGCUCGUUCGUACCGUGCGAACCGUGUGACCAGAAGGUUAUGUCGAUGUGUCCGCCAGUACCGGUGGGAUGCCAGCUGGUGAAGGAGCCUGGCUGUGGUUGCUGCCUGACUUGCGCGCUCCCCGAGGGACAGUCGUGCGGGGUGUACACGGGGACUUGCACGCACGGGCUCCGAUGCCUGCCGAAGAGCGGGGAGGAGAAACCGCUGCACGCGCUCCUCCACGGGAGAGGAGUGUGCGCCAACGAGAAGAUGUACAAGCCGCUGCAUCCAGGCACGGAUGGUUAUUCUCCAGAGGAAGCUAUGUUAGUAGUGGUUCCAGAGUCCCUGCUGCCCCAGGCCAAGGUGCCUCUGUACGGGGCCAGAGACCACAUCAGCAGCCGCAAGGCUCAGGCCAUGAGACAGGCUAAAGACCGCAAGAGACAGCAGGCCAAGCUCCACUCUGUCAGCAGCCUUGACUACUCAACCCUCGCCCUGGACAAACUGCAGCCUGAGUUUGGACCCUGCAGGAGAAAGCUGGAUGGGAUCAUUCAGAGGAUGAAAAACACAUCUAGAGUCCUAGCUCUGUCCCUAUACCUUCCCAACUGUGACAAGAAGGGAUUCUUCAAGCACAAGCAGUGUAAACCAUCACGUGGGCGGAAGCGGGGGAUCUGUUGGUGUGUGGACCGUUUUGGCGUGCAGCUCCCUGGCACGGACUACAGUGGAGUGGACAUCCAGUGCAAAGACCCGGAGAGCAACAGCAACAAAAACGAAUGAGAGAUGGCCAAUUUGGUCACCUGACAUGAGUCAAGGCCCGCCUCCCUUUACCCCUACUCCUGCAAAUCACAUGUACAUGCAAAAUAUGCAAAAGCCAAUCAAAUCAGGAAAACAGAGCACAGAUACAGUACAUACACAUGGUUUUAAACUAUACAUCUACCUAUACUGAGAUGACCUAUAACCUCCCUUUGAAGCACAUAUAACAAUGUUCUCUUAUUUAAAUUAUAUUAGAUUCUGUUUAAACAAAAUGUUAAGGCUAAAGAGUAAAGCUCAUCUUUUUCACCUACUGUAUGUUGUUAUCGUGAUGUUGACAGGAACUCUUUACUGGGGAGCACAGUAAUCUGGGGUCGUAUUUAAACGUAAAUCUGUUCUCUUGGUCCAAAUGUUUGUCCCUUCAGAGCACUUCCCCUACAAGAGAACCUCAGUGACUGAAAGUACUUUAUUGUCUGAGUUUGGGUCUAUGUCCUUAUAUGUCUUUCUGAGUGCGAUGAGAUCAGCUUCUUUCAGUUCCUCCUUUCUUCCACUUUGUCUCCCAGAUUGUUCUGAGUUGAGGGUCUUAAGAACUAGUAACUGCUCGUAUACAGUAGGUUGUUGCAGAGUAGUUACAGUAGCUAUCUUAAUAAACCCAUCAACUGCUACUUCUGAUGGGUUGUGUCUCAAUAUAGGGGUGACUGUAUGAAAUGACUGUGUGUGUGUGUGUGUGUGUGUGUGCCUCCUAUACUUUCUCCUUUAGUAGUCUGUAUUGUGCCUUACCUUCCGUGAAGUAUAUAAAAAAUAUCACCUCAAAAACACAUCAUGACAGUCAUUUGCUUGUUUUGUCGUUUAUAAACGACAGCCAAGAAAGUACAGGUGCUUUGAAAAGUCCAACACAGGCUCAAAUCGCAUGCAAAUGCUGCACAGCAUUUCUAUUGACUUCUCGUAGCAUCCUGUCUGACCACAACACAGUCUUCUGCCUAGGACUCUACUGUAUGACCCCUGGAAAGGUGUGGUUCUUUGGGUUUCUAUGGAAAUCUCAGUGCCUUCUCUCUCUCUCUCUCUCUCUCUCAUGACUUUGAAUCCAGAUUUACAUCCAGGUUAUCAGGCCUUGUCGUUGAACGAGGACAUUUUUAGCAGUAUGUGGAUGUGGAGAUUGGUCACGGAAGGCCGUGAUGAUUACUUCUUGAUCCUACGUCCCGUUUGUGAACAUGAUGUUAAAUCAGACGUCAACUGAUUUUAUUGAAGCUCAAAACAUUUGCCAGAUAUUUUGUUGACAUUCCUUGAAAUAUACAUCCCUUUUUUCAGGGUAUGGUAACAUGCCAAUAGCUUUGACAGGGGCUGUGUGUACAGCCUAUGCCUGCCACUAGAAUGCAUAGGAGACUUGGAAAGGUUUCUCAACUCAGUCUUAAGCUUGCUUGUAUGAAAGACCAUGACAUCUCAAACAUUCCAUAUUCGUGAUAAAAAAGCAUGUAGGAAAGUAAUAGGUAACAGUUUACUUAAAGCCAAACGGUACAAUGCUUCUUUGCUGCAAUUUACUAACAGGCUGAAAAUAGCUGUUUAGUCAGGGUCCAUCAGAGACGAUGGUAAGACGUUAUAACAGGGUCAUACAUGCUUAUGACAAUUCUUACAAUGCAAUAAUGCAAUACCUGUUGGCUUUAAAUGAAGUGUUACUAACAAAUCUAUUUAUUCACUGUGUAAUUGAUAUAUUUUAACCUUGUCAUUUUUGUAACGACAAAGCAUUUAUUUAAAUAAAGUUAUGUAUUGAUGUAUGGGAA